This is a messenger RNA of Staurois parvus, 978 nucleotides long. NCBI's taxonomy places the organism in Eukaryota, Metazoa, Chordata, Amphibia, Anura, Ranidae. The record is from the annotation of a GenBank genome assembly.
AUGAUAGUCAUGUCUCUGUACAGAAACACCGUGUGGUUCCUGAAGGGGCUCCGGGAGUACACCAAAGGUGGAUAUGAGUCUGCAGCCAAGUACUUUGUGACAGAAGAUUUGCAAGUUGAUGUUACAGGAAAAUCCUAUAUGAUCACUGGAGCAAAUAGUGGGAUCGGAAAAGCAGCUGCUUUGGCCAUAGCUAAAAGAGGUGGUACUGUUCACCUGGUAUGCAGAAACAAGGACAGAGCAGAAGAAGCAAAAAAGGAGAUAAUUACAAACAGUGGGAAUGAGAGUGUCUUGGUACACCUGUUGGAUAUGUCUAAUCCAAAAGAAAUCUGGGAAUUUGCUGAUAAGUUUAAGACUGAGAACAGACUCCAUGUACUGAUAAACAAUGCUGGUUGUAUGGUGAAUAAAAGAGAAUUAACAGAAGAUGGAAUAGAAAAGAACUUUGCAACAAAUGUCCUGGGUACCUAUAUUCUCACUAGAGCAUUGUUGCCUGUACUGGAGAAUGAAGAAGGUGCCAGGGUGGUGACGGUCUCUUCGGGUGGUAUGCUGGUUCAAAAACUGGACGUGUCUGACCUGCAGCUUGAAAAGGGCACAUUUGAUGGAACAAUGGCAUACGCACACAAUAAGAGGCAGCAGGUGAUACUGACCGAGCAGUGGGCCAAAGCAUACCCGAAGAUUCACUUUUCUGUAAUGCACCCAGGCUGGGCAGACACACCAGCUGUAAGGUUAUCAAUGCCAGACUUCUAUGAAAAAAUGAAGAACAGAUUACGCACUGAAGAACAAGGAGCAGACACAGUGGUGUGGCUCGCCAUAUCUGCUGCUGCAAUCAAACAUCCAAGUGGACUCUUCUUCCAAGAUCGUAAACCUGUUUCUAGCCAUUUACCCCUGGCCAGCACACACUCCUCCACUGACGAUGAGCAGAAGUUUCUUCAGAUUCUACAAGAUAUGGCACUGAAAUUUGCUCCAUCAUCCAAGCUAUAG